AUGGAGAAACACUCCAUGCGUCACCUGCUGUGGACUGCACUGUUCUUGUUGUACUGCAGCUGCGGGUGUUUGGCUACUGUUGUGCAGCAGUUACCACAAAAAGGACAAAGUGGUCUACAGGCAUACACCGUCUCUACUGCUACUGAUGGGAAAGAAGGUGACUGGCAACCCAUCCGCAUUGCUGUGUACACAAAACGUGUGGAAGAUGUGCUGAACUUUUGCGGAAAAAACAAAUUGCCGCCUGAGUACUACGAAGAGUUUCUCGACCCUCAAGAGUUAGAAGAAGAAUUUGAAGAGCUUUGUGGUGAUGAUGGGCGUAAAAAGAUGAUGAUAAAGGAGAAGAAGGAUAUUCUUUUGGAUAAAGUCUUGCCUAAAGCUGUAAAAUUGCACGCAGAUCGCCUUAAGGUGAAACAGGUGAAAGAAAGUCUAAAGAUCGAAAGUGACACUGUAACCGAACUUCCAGAAGAGUGUGAAGCUUUUGGCAUCCCCCAAAGACAUAAAGAGAAAGGUAUUCCUGAUGCUGAUUUUGUGAUUUAUGCUUUGCUCACAUCCAGUACUAGAGACGUUAAGAUUUGCAGUAAAGAUGGCGAAGGGAGACCAACGUCUGCUGUCAUCAAAUUCAUCCUGCAGGAUAUAGAAGCAACACGGAAGUAUAUUCGCUUUACUACACAUGAGAUUGCACAUGGACUCGGGUUUCAACAUGAGUUUAUGGACAAUUUGACAAUGAUAGAACCCAGCAACAGUUAUCUGGAAUCUAAAGGAGUCUCGGUCCGUGUAAACACUCCCCGUAUUUUGAGAUUUAAAAAUUCUGUCGACAUGCUGAAGAAUCAUUACGGUUGCGAAAAUGGUGAAAUAAAAGGUUUGUAUUUGGAAAAUUAUAAUGCCUGGCCAUCCCACUGGGGGAGUCGUAUUGCAAAGGAUGAAUUGAUGAGUACGUACAUUGGUGAACCUACCGGCAUGUAUUACACUGCAUUGACACUUGCAACAUUCCAUGAAAUGCCCUUCUACAGCGCAAAUUUCUCCAUGGCAGAACCGAUGAGUUGGGGGAAUGAAUCUCUAUGUGAGUUUCUUAAAGGUAAAAAAAAGGAAGAAAUGUUGAACAGUCACCCCAACAUGUUCUGCAAGAAAGAAGAGAAGAAGGAGAUCCUACAGUGUACCUCUGACCGUUUUGCCCUUGGUAUGUGUUUAACAAAGAAAAGCAGCCUGGAUGUACCGCCUGCGGGAUACCAAUAUUUCAGCGAUAUAAGUGUUGAGUGGGACGGCGACUUGAUGGAUGGUUAUCCAAUCAUUAAACCCUUGAUAGGUACUGCCUGUGAGGACGGUAAUGAGACUCUGUUGUCUGGCAGUCUUUUCGGACGAGAUUCACGGUGUUUAAAAGCAGAUGGUUUGAAACUCAAGGAUUCAAACGGCACCCCCCUUAACAUUGCUGGUGUUUGUGCGAAGGUGAAAUGUGAUAAUGAGAAGAAGAAAGUGAGUGUACAACUCAAGGGUUAUGAAGAAAAUAAGGAGGAGUGGCAUGAUUGUGAAAACGAUGACAAAGCAACUGUUAAACUGGACGGUUCAGUGUUCAGUGGGGGAACUAUUGAGUGUCCCAAAUACGAAGAAGUGUGCACAGGGAUGCCGAAAACCAAUUCCCUAAAAAUUAAGUAUUACAGUGGCACACAAGAUCUUGAGGCGCGCGAGGUUGUAGUGAAUGACGACGAUGAAAAAAAAGAAGAAGUAGUCAAAGAUCCGAAUCACAACGAAAACGGAGAGACAAACGAGGAAGAGCCGCCUGCAUCUCCCCCAACUGUUCCUGGCGAUGUUGUGGAGGAAAACGAAGAGGUGCCCCCUGAAAAUGACAACAAUGGAACAGAGACGGGGAAGGAACCAGGUACUCCAGAAGUGCCACCCACUACAAACGGAGAGACGAUGGAAGAAGAGGAGGUGAAAGAGGAGGAUGAGGAGAAGGAAAAUGAGAAGAACGAGACUGAUGUGGUGCCCAGUGGCAAUGGAACGACAACGGAAGAGGGCAGUGGGAAACAGCCCACAGACACAACAACCGGUCCCAGUGAUGAAUCUCAUGAAGAGGUCAACAACAAUUCUAGUGCAAGUGAAGUUCCACCAAACACCGAAGAUUCACCGCAAGAAAAACCAUCGCAAGGCGAGAAUUCACCGGAGGCUGAAAUUCCAUCGGAAGAGAUAGAAUCAUCAAAGCCAGAAUCCCCUGAUAAGAACGACACAACUAAUAUUGAAAAUGGACAAGAUGAUAAUAACACGGGGAACGACUCAACUGACGGUAAUGUGGAAAAUACCAACACCCCUACAGGUGUCAAUACUGGGGGGAACGCUGACAAGAGCAUCGCUCUCUCGUUCUUUGAACCUCUUAUGCUUCUCGUGUGUGUUGUUGCUGCGGUGGUAGCCCUGUGA
This is a messenger RNA of Trypanosoma theileri, 2409 nucleotides long. Its product is annotated as putative surface protease GP63. Gene Ontology annotation, cellular component: membrane; cytoplasm. Gene Ontology annotation, biological process: cell adhesion; proteolysis. The record is from RefSeq and is a predicted model, not a curated record. Lineage: Eukaryota; Euglenozoa; Kinetoplastea; Trypanosomatida; Trypanosomatidae. Gene Ontology annotation, molecular function: metalloendopeptidase activity. The transcript has a single exon. Bases 1 to 2409 code for a protein of 802 amino acids.